AUGAGCUGCAUCGUGUUAGCUAGAGGACGACUUCUGGUGAGUAUGUAUGGGAAAACUUUCCAUUCCUCACUAAUAACCGGCUUGUUUAUCAUAAAAGAAAAUUGUAGAAUGUCUAUGUACCCUGCUUGUUUCAUGGGGGCCGAGUUAAACAGCGAUAUAACCCGUAAGCUGCCGUUCGCAUCAUUCUGUAGAGGAAUUUUUACAUGCUAAAUAGGAAAUCGUAGUAAUUAAGUAUUGUUAUUAUUAUUUCCUUAGGGUCUGCUACCUCGUGGAGUUUUUCUUAGAUCUCUUCAAAUACAGGCUGAGUCUGAAGGUGAAAAAAAAAUUGCAGAAAUUUUAAAACAGAAUUUCAGCGCUUCACAAAUUGCCGUCAAGGACAUCUCAGGUUGGUAUACGCGAAUGUUUAUAAACCGACUGCAAAGAGAAGGAAAAUCGGUCAUUAUUUUUUGCCUGGGGAAGGGGGAAGGAGUUUGCAGAAUUUGGGCUGAUCCACCCUCCAUUUCCCCUGGAAGCCAUGUGAUCCCAAAAAUCCUCUGCCCCUUCUCCCCCCCCCCCCUUCCCCCCAACCUCCCUGCCAUCAAAAGAUAACUGGCCACUAAUAAAGAAGAAGAGAAAGCAAACAAGCAAAAUUAAAAACUAUGCAUAGUGGGAUUGAGGUAUCUUUUCAAAGCAGUGAUUACUGAAUUAACAUACAAUGUGAAAAAUAAUGACUGCAUUCAGUCAUUUUGCUCUUUCUUUAAACUUGCAUACAGGAGGGUGUGGUGCCAUGUAUGAAAUAUUUGUUGAAUCUGAAGACUUCAGAGGAAAGAGACAAGUGCAACAGCAUCGCCUUGUCAAUAAAGUAAGUAUAGAUUUUCAAUUUGUUGUUAUUUUCUACUACUCAAAAAUCUUGAAAUUGCACAAGAAAAUCGUUUUAUUUCUUGCUUGUUGAACAUAUUAAUCUGUUAUUAAACCAUUAUAACCUAAUAUAUAUCUCUUAACACCCCUUUUUCUCUUUACUGACAAGGAGAAUUUUAUUAACAAUCAGGAGCUUCCUAAAUUGAUGAUCGUUUCCUUUAUUCUCCUAACCCUUGCAUUUGAUUCAAGGCUGAUAUUGUAAGGAGAAAAUAGAUACCCCUCACUUUUAGAGGUCAAAGGCUAAAAGAUUCUCGAUAAUGCUACAUUUGAUCUCUCCCCACUGAUAGAAUACAAAGUGAAAUAUAGUUUUUAAUCAUAUUACUGUGCAAUCAUUAUUAUUGAUCAUUAAUUUUUUUUCUUUCAAUUAUAGGCCCUUGGAGAUGAAGUCAAAAGUAUGCAUGGAUUGAGGAUUUUCACAGCAAUUCCUGAGGAAAAAUAAUGCUAACUUGGCAAAAUUAAAUUGGGACAAAGUACAAAGAGAUCUACGUCAAGUCAAUUUUGAAAUGGUGAUAUCUCAUCAACACUCUGCAACAGAUCCUACACUGAAGGCAGCUGUGAAUAUUUCGUCUAUUUUUCUGUUUUUUGUUUGUUUGUUUGUUUGUUUUUUUUAACUUUUAUAUAUUUUCUUUUAACCUCAAAACAAUAUUUUCAUCACUAAGCCCACUUUUGAAGCUGGAAAGACUCCAACAUUAAACCUCAUUUCUCAACUGUUGUACCCUCCAUAUAGCUUCAAAUGUUCUUUUUGCUGAUAACAAACCUAGGACAUGAGCAUGAGAGGCUAACAAACACUUGACAUAAAAAAGAAUAUCAGACCAUUAGUGAAAGCCCAAAAAAUCUAAAGCAAUCAUUCACAGCCUUCAUUUACCAGGGUGGAAAUGUUGAAACUGCAAUUUGCUCUGUAAGGAGCAGACAAAUGCUAAUCUGCAAUUUGAAACUGCAGUUUGCUCUGUAAGGAGCAGACAAAUGCUAAUCUGUUGACUAAACAGUGUAUCUUUGGCUUUGUCAUCUUGAAUAAAGAAAUUAAUGGA
Pocillopora meandrina is the source of this 1925-nucleotide messenger RNA. Lineage: Eukaryota; Metazoa; Cnidaria; Anthozoa; Scleractinia; Pocilloporidae. The record is from the annotation of a GenBank genome assembly.